Spodoptera litura is the source of this 5415-nucleotide messenger RNA. RefSeq lists its product as uncharacterized. Gene Ontology annotation, biological process: protein phosphorylation. The record is from RefSeq and is a predicted model, not a curated record. Lineage: Eukaryota; Metazoa; Arthropoda; Insecta; Lepidoptera; Noctuidae. Gene Ontology annotation, molecular function: ATP binding; protein serine/threonine kinase activity.
CGUAUGGUUCACGAGCCGUCUGUGACCGCAGCAGACUAGAGUUGAGGAGGGCCGACGCUCGUCGACCGGCGCGCAUGAAGUGGAUCACCGGAGCGCAACGAAAAGUAAUUUGUACAAAAAACCAAAUUCAACUCAUUGCGAAUGCCGCGUUGUUCGUGAUGUUUUGUCUGACCGCACAAUAUAUCGGUGGUCAUUGUUGCUAGUCGUUUUUUAUAACGAUCGGACUUCUAAUGCGCCGGUAAUGUUCCUCGUGUACGGCUCCUCGCAUCGACGAACUUUCUGUUGUAGUUUAAAAACUUAUUUAUAUUAGAUAAAUGUUAUUUAAUUGCUAAUUGCAGACGUCUCGUUUCAUUGUGUUAGUUUUUUCCGAACAAAAAGUGGAUACUUUGCAGGAUAUGGGUGUUUUCAAGUGGUUACGCCGGGAGCGUGUAACUGUAACGACGCAUCACAGCGUGAGCGCCAGCCCCACAACACCUGAAGCACCGUGCAGUCACAGCACCACACAAGUUGGCACUAUUCGCACAGAGGAAUAUAAACGUGAUUUAGCAGAAUUCCAGGCAAGACGUUCCAUAGGAAGUAAAGAACCCAAAGAUACACCUAUCAAGAAAAAAUGUGGUAGACAUUCCUUGCCCGUGUCUUGUACCGACUGCACUGCAGAUCACGACAACACUUUCAAUUAUGAAAAAAAAUCAGCCAUUAAAUAUAAAAAGAAACCGAAACGCGCUCGAAGUACGACCCCUGAACGGUUAGCCUACGGAGGUCUUCCGAACAUACAGUUCUUAUUCCAGAAUCAGGUGUUCAUGCCUGGGAAUUUAUAUCCUACGACUUCAUCCUUUUCUGAACCACAAAAAAACAAACGUCAGUCAAGUCAAAGAAUAAGCAAAUCUCCAGAUAUGGACAUGUUAGUUCAAAAGCACCUAGAUUUUAAAGAAGAUGAACAGACAAACACUUCUUCAAAGUUGUACAAGAAUAAUUCUCUUCCCUUUGAUGUAAAGAACUUUUUAGACGGUCACAAGAGUGACGACGAUGAAGUUGAUGGAGUAAAAGCAUCGGGAGACGUUAAUUUAUCUAGUCAACAUGCGUCCCCUAGUCCAAGGAAGGAUGUCUCAGAUGAUAAGCUUUGGGAAGUAAUGAGUGAGUUGAAGAACUUGGAUCAGUGGGCCGACGAGCAGCUGCAGGUUCAGUCGCCGCACACUAGCAAGUCUGACGAUAGUAAAAGUGAUGCGAGUACAUACGGGUUGCCGAUAGCAUGUGCAAGCAACCUCGACGUGACGGUAGAAAGGAAUAAGACUUGGAACUGCGGGAAAUGGGGCGUGGUUCCCGUGCAGAUAAAGAGACUGAAUGGUGUCAGCGUUGAACAUGUUAGGAAGAAACGGAACACGGAGAUAAACAUAUUGAGAAAGUGUCGCCACCCUAAUAUAAUACUUCUAAUGGGACUGUAUCCCGACAUUUACGGCAAUGUUCAUCUGAUCUGCGAGAGAUGUGUCGACUCACUGUACGGCAUACUACAUGUUCAGGGCCGCAUUCUAAGCGCACAAACGGCGGUGCAGUAUGCCCUGGACAUUGCGAACGCUCUGGUCUUCCUGCACAUGCAGGGCUACCUGCAUACAGAGUUAUGCAGCUCCAGCGUGAUGAUCACAAGUCAUGAUGCAGCCAAACUGGCUGAUAUGGCAGCUUGUAGUAAACUGCCGUGUACGCCAGAGAGAAGCAACCUUAAAGACUAUGAUAUGUGUUCGCCUGAGCCUCAGUAUGUCAAUAUUGAUGAUUCUCACCAAUCAGACGUAGUGGAGUUUCAGCCUCUGAUAUCGGCACAUCCUUCAGAAACUUACAUUUCAUCCAAUGCCGUAACCAAAGAGUAUAAAAUAUAUGAAAACUCUGAGAAAUACAGAUGGCAUGCGCCUGAGUUGUUUUUACCCAGUGAAGAAGGUUUGGUGUAUCCAUGUUCCAAGAGUGAUGUGUAUAGUCUGUGCCUUAUACUGUGGGAGAGUUGUAAUGCGGCAGUGCCAUGGAAGAACCUCUCUUACGACAAGUUGAAGGAACAAUACACGUUAUGGAAGACAGGUGUACCACUGCCAACAGAUGGAACAUACCCUGGGUGCUUGCUUUCCUUGCUACAAUCUGGACUGACGCUUCAGCGAAACGAGAGAAUGGAUCUGAAUAUGUUGCAGAGUACACUGCAGAAUGUUAAGCGCAAUAUUGAUGAUCUUGGCUACAUUAUAAUCCCGGCUCGCUUACCGACCAAGCGAUCCACGUUCAGCUCAACGGCUUGGGAUACAACUUCGCCAACUGACUCAGAAUGUAUGAGCCCACAGAAUAUAGAACACCAAGCCGUUGUACACAACGCUCAAGAAAGUUCUACAGAAAGCGAGAAAGACUGCAGCAAAAGCGAUGCGAGCCCUUUAUACGAAACUAUAAGAAAGUCCCACGCUAAGUCUGUGGCUACCGCCGAAAAAUGUUUUAUCUCCGAUGACGACCAAAACGACCAUGCCUCAUUAGUAAGAUACGAACAUUUGCAAGAAAAGGAAUACUCCAGUGCCUGUUCAACUCCCAUAGCAAAAAUUAAGGCUAGGAUGAAAGAUCUCGGUACGCCAGGCACUCUACAUAGGAGCGAUUCUACUGAAUACUGCAGUAUUUUCAGCCCAAAUCGUACUAUAAAUUUUGCAAAUGAUGACGAUAUUAAAGAGCAAAGUGCUGAACGUCCUCACACAAAAUUGAGUAAGAGUUUCACCCCUAAAUCUUACAAACCGCUUCAUAUAAAGGUUCCUGAUGUCAAUUUUGAUUCUAUAAAACCACUUCUGAAGGAUAGGAAUAGUUCUGAACGGUCAUCAUAUAAUUUUGAUAUAAGGAACUACAGUUUGCCUAGUACUCCUAUUGCUAGAAGUAAUAAACUUAGGAAGAAUGCUUGGUUAUCUGGAGAGUUAGGAGCUGCAGACAGGAGCCAUGAAAAACCUAAUGCAGCCGAAAAUUGCGUCACGCCGGAGAAAGAAGAUCAUAAAAACCUAACGAACUCAUCCCUCGAGAGUGCAGCUACACCAAUGAACACGUCAGUGGAGAACCCAGUAAAUAGCAUGGAGAAAACACACGAGCCUGAAGUGAUAACUCCGGUGAAUAGUUCCCCUGAAGUAAUUGACCCUAUACGGGACGUAUUUACUGGAUUACGGAGGGUAAAUCAACCUCCAGAUUUCUCGCCUGAUUGUGAAGACGUGCGGGAUCGCAUGAGCUCUUGUUCCUUGAAGUCCAGCCAGGAUAAAAAUGCUCUAACCAAAUACAAAAUAGAAGAGGAUAUCCUUGCCAACGUGAAUGUAAAACCAUUGGUCGCGAUACAUGAAAAAUGGAUAUACGAAGCGAAUAGAAAAACUUGCCGGUCCAUGUCCUUGCCUGAAGAUAACAGGAGCCAAAUAGCAGCAGUAAAACCGGCGUCUCACUGCGUGGACACGCUACAGAAAUCCCUCCCGCAGUUGAAUGUGAAGAAGCCGGGAACUAAAAUAUUCAGAACGCGUCCAGCUUCACCCAUCAACGGGAAAAAUGGUAACCAUUGGGAUCAGUUUUGUCAGGCUCGGGAAACGAUUGCAAAGAGCGUCAACUUUAAUCGGAGCCCUGAAGUUCCACAUCGCAGGGUCGAGAUGGAUAAAGAAACUACAGUGGAAAGCCAGAAAUCAGAACACAAAAUCGAUCAAUCAACAGAUACUAAGAGUAUCGAGGAUUUCAUCAGAGAUAUGAUACGGAAAGAGUUCCAACACUUACUACAGGAGCUAACUGAUGAUGCGUCCACAGGCUCUGUAACAAUAUCCAAAAGCGAAGACAUUUUGAACAAAGGAGUCGCUAACAUUAUCGAAUCAUUGAACAAUAAUGAAGAUAUGAAGUCAAAGAAAGAGCCAACGAGGUCCUUCUCUCGUGUGAAAAUCAACGGGAAUAACAAACCACUACUGCAGAUUACGUUCACAAGAACAGGAGAAAAUAGUCUACAAGUAUUGGAUAACUGUGUGAAUGUCACUAUCUGCGACCCAGGUAACAACAAUGUCAGUAUGAAGGACAAGAUGAACCAGUCCUUGGACGAUACGCUCACUGACGAUAUUCAUGUUAACGCUCUAAAGAGGUGCCAGGCUUUCAAUGCUUUACAGGAAGCUAAAAGUACCGAGGACUUGUACAUAGACGACGACCUAUCAACGAUGCAGGAGAACUUCGGCGGUAAAGUAAAACUGAUACCACUGCAUGGCUCCCUGCACGAGAUACUCUGCGAAAAGGAAGACGACUGUUGCCUCAUCAAGGUUAAGCAGGAGAACGGCUGCGACACCAUCUACUUCCGAUGUGAUAACUCCGACACCGAGUCACGGGACGCCAUCGACGGCUGCCCUCGCGACCAUCUGCCGCAAGACACCGUCGUCUACAAGCGAAGCAUAUCACUCGUCGAAGAAAGAAUACAGCGCAUAUUCCCCAAGGAGAAACGCGCACAAACCCCUAACGUCGCUCGCAAAGCGAAACCACCUGAUUACGUCAGAAUACGACCCAAAUCAGAAGUAUUUGUACCAAAACUUACCAUAGAAUCUCGAGUUCUAAGCAACAGCAGCCCCUCCCUCGCCACUUGCGACAGGUCGGAUGAAGUGGAGGUGAACAUUGAGAACGUGCUGAGCUACCAGGACUCCUCGUCCGACGAGUGUAUCCGGUGCCAACUGGAAGGCGACGACUUCGAGCUACUGGAGAAGAAGAUAGAGGAAGACAUCGCGAACAGUAACAAGAAUUCACUCACCUGCGGCUGCCUAGCGAAGAUAUCGGAAGAGAACCUCGCCACUCUCAACGAGGAAAAGGACUGAAUAAUUCUGUUGAUCCAGAAUUAAUGUUUGUUUAGUUGUAAACACUAAUGUUGAAGCCAUAAGUACAAAUUUACAAUACUGCAUGAUGAGUCGGAGGCUCCCCAAAUGUUGUCGUUGAUGAAUCUUCGCAACUGUAUUCGAAAUGUCCAGUUUGACAAGUACAAAGUGGUUAGUUUUUGUAUUGCACUUUUAUUGAUAAAUCGUAAUUAAAUCGUUGAUAUUAUUAUCACAAUUAUGUUACUCAUCCGUCCAAUUUGUACUCGCAUUUAGAAAACCCAAAGAUAUUUUCGUAGGUUUUCUUGUUUUAGAUUUGUUUCCGUGUUUUUUUAUAUCGUUUUUAGUGAUUAUAGUGCAAGGCUAUGUGAUUUAGUGUAAGUGGCACCGAUACAUUCCACUGUUGUGAUUUAUAGAAUAGUUGCACCUAAUGAAGGUUUUACCUCGUUAUACAUAAAUAUUAGCACUUUUAAUAAUAUAUCAGGUUAUUUUAAUCUUCGUUUCUAUAUUUUUAAUUGUAUUGAAUACACCAAAGGUUAAUUAGUUGCCUGGAUUGGUACAUUUCUAUAAUCCUUUGAUUUUCUAAAAUGUAAGUUGGUUUAUAAAGAGA